AUGGGGAAAGAAGCGGAGAAAGACGAGGUUUCUCUAAAGGAGGAGACCAAAGGGAAGGCAGAAUCAGACGGCGCUUUCAAUGGCUAUGUGAGGAUCUUUCGUUAUGGUUCCUCCACGGAGUAUGCCAUGCAGGCAUGUGCAACAGCCUGCGCACUCGGUUCUGGCGUCGGCAUGGCCUUGGUCAACUUAGUUUUCGGCCAGUUUAUUACACUCAUUCUCGGUUAUACCAAACGUCAAACCGACGCUGACGCCUUCAGAAGUGGCGCUGCAAGGCUGAGUUUAUACUUCUUUAUUAUUGGACUCGCUCGCUUCUUCCUCACAUACGGGUACAGUACGCUAUUCACACUUGCUGCAUACCGUAUCACACGAAACAUUCGCCGCCUGUACUUGAAGGCAGGGCUCAGUCAAGAUAUCUCAUUCUUUGAUAAGGGAAGUAGCGGGUCCAUUGCUAUGCAAGCGGUUUCAAAUGGCAAACGUAUUCAAACUGGAGUGUCUGAAAAGCUGGGCCUUGCCAUCCAAGGGCUCUCAUGUUUUAUCUCUGCGUUUGUGCUGGCAUUCGUCACAUACUGGAAGUUGACACUCAUAUGCUGCUGCAUUGCUCCAGCUACACUCCUUGUUAUUGGUAUUGCCACAACUAUUGAUGCUUCGAUUGAGACCAAUAUUCUCAAAAUUCAAGCCCAGGCUGGCGCUUUUGCAGAGAGCAUCUUGUCAAGCUCACAGACAGUGAAUGCAUUUGGGCUUCGAACUCGCCUAGUAAGUGAGUAUGGAAAGUAUCUGCAAGCUGCUCGAACGCUCGGGAAUAAAAAGAGUCCACUUUACGGGUUCAUGUUUUCUGCGGAAUACUCGAUCAUCUUUGCUGGAAUCGGUCUCUGCUUCUGGCAAGGUGUGGGAAUGAUAGCCAGUGGGGAGGUGAAAGAGGAGGGUGAUGUAUUCAUGUGGGUUUUAAUAUUCCUCGCCACUCAGGGUAACGCAACUCUAAUAUUUUAUUGCAGUGUUCUCAUGUCUGUCAUUAUAGCGGCCACCAGCUUGACCUCUAUUGCGCCCUACUUUAUUGAUUUCACGCGUGCUGCAUCCGCCGCAGCAGAACUAUUCCGAGUCAUGGACCGCACUUCGGCCAUCGACCCAUUUGACGAGUCGGGAGAAAAGCCAACAACAACCACCGGUUCUCUUGACUUCGAAAAUGUCUCCUUUGCCUAUCCGACUCGUGCUGAUGCUAAAGUCUUGAAGGGAUUCUCGCUUCACAUCCCCGCUGGUAAGACAACAGCGCUGGUAGGAGCAAGUGGCUCUGGAAAGAGCACAAUCAUUGGACUCCUCGAGAGAUGGUACAAUCCCUUGUCAGGGCAGGUGAAACUUGAUGGCCAAGCUAUCGACGCGCUAAACCUCAAGUGGCUUCGACAACAAGUUAGACUUGUCCAACAAGAGCCCAUUCUAUUUGCUGGCACGGUUGCUGAGAAUAUUGCAAAUGGUCUUGUUGAUACACCAUGGGAUCAGGAGCCCCAAGAGAAGAAAAUGCUGCGCAUCCAAGAGGCUGCCCGGAUUGCCUUUGCUCACGAUUUUAUCACGGAACUUCCUAACGGCUACGAUACUGUUAUUGGAGAAAGAGGCGGCUUACUAUCCGGCGGUCAAAAACAGCGAGUUGCAAUUGCUCGAAGUAUUGUUUCCGAGCCACGCAUUCUUCUCCUGGAUGAGGCAACUAGCGCGCUAGAUCCUCAUGCCGAAGAACUUGUUCAAGAAGCUCUCAACAAUGUGUCACAAGGACGGACUACUAUCACCAUUGCCCAUAAAUUGGCAACUAUCAGAGAUGCUGAUAACAUCGUGGUCAUGGAGAAGGGCUGCAUUCUUGAACAAGGCACGCAUGCGUCACUUUUGGAACAGGAUGGUGCCUACGCACGACUUGUGCAUGCUCAGGAUCUCUCUGUGGGCACGGAGGCCUCCGAAGAUGAUACAGAUGAUGAGCAGCCAAAAGGUGAGGAACAUCGCCUGGACCUCACCGGUACACUCAGUCGAUACUCCACGUCGACAAGGUUGGCUGUGGAGAAGAAAAGUAACCGCGAUGACUUUGACAAUUGGAAAAGAGUUGGACUCCUUCACACAAUCUGGCGAAUUGUCCUGUCAACCCCCGAACUCAAGUGGACAUAUUUCUUUGUUAUUUUGGCGUGUUUAGGCGGGGCGGCUGCAUUCCCCGGCCAAACCAUUCUGAUGUCCCAAUUCAUCGAGGUAUUCGAGUUUACUGGCGACAAAAUGCGAUCGAAAGGAAAUUUUUUUGCAUUGAUGUUCCUUGUCCUAGCAAUCGGCACUUUUGCCAUGUACUUCCUCAUGGGUUAUACAUCAAACAUCGUGGGACAGAGCAUGAGUCAAAAAUACCGGAGACAACUAGUCAACGACAUGCUCAAGCAGGACCUCCAAUUUUUCGACCGCGCCGAGAAUACUACAGGCGCUCUAGCCAGCCGAGCAGAAACCCACCCACAGGCCGUUUUCGAACUAAUGGGAUUCAACAUUUGUCUCAUUCUUGUAUCCGCCGUGGCUGUGGUAGCAUGCAGCAUUCUCGCCCUGGCUUAUGCAUGGAAGCUGGGCCUGGUCAUUGUGUUAGCGGGGCUUCCUCCUAUGCUGUUCUCGGGCUACGCUCGCAUCAGGAUGGAGGGUGUGAUGGACCACCAUAUUUCAAAGUCGUUCUCUAAAAGCGCUUCGAUUGCUUCAGAAGCAGUGAACUCCAUCAGAACUGUCUCUUCUUUGGCUAUUGAGAAUUCGGUGCUGGAUCGGUAUACUCAAGAACUUGAUCGAGCGGUUAAUGCUGCUACGAAGCCUUUGCUCCUUAUCAUGUUACCUUUUGCAUUCACUCAAAGUGUGGAAUACUCCUUCAUGGCACUAGGGUUCUGGUAUGGAUGUCGACUUGUCUCAUUCGGAGAAAUUACCAUGGUCAACUUUUUUAUCGCCUUCUUGGGUGUAUUCUUUUCAGGCCAGCAAGCCUCUAUCCUCUUCGGGUUCUCAAGCAGCAUGACAGCAGCAACAAAUGCAGCAAAUUACAUCUUUUGGCUAGAAGAGCUUCAACCCACAGUUCGGGAAACCGAAGAGAACAAAAACAUCGGACCCGAAGACUGGAAGAUUCUCGAACUGGAUAACCUGCAGUUCUCAUACCCACUGCGACCCAAUUCUCGCGUACUGCGUGGUGUGAACCUCAAGAUAAAAAAAGGCCAAUUCGUCGCCUUCGUCGGCGCAUCUGGCUGCGGGAAAAGCACAAUGAUAAGCAUGCUAGAGCGCUUCUACGACCCAGUCUCGGGCCAAAUAAUCAUUGACUCAACAGCGCUAUCAGAGAUGAGCCCAUGGCUCUACAGAAGCCAGGUAGCACUUGUGCAACAAGAACCAACCCUCUUCCCAGGAACAAUCCGCGAAAACAUCUCGAUGGGCGCUCCAACUAAUACAAACAACACAUCAACAACUUCAGACGAUGAUAUCGAGGCUGCUUGUCGGGCUGCUAACGCAUGGGACUUCGUCUCCUCUCUGCCAGACGCUCUAGCUACUCCAUGUGGAUCUAACGGUACACAAUUGUCAGGUGGCCAGCGACAACGGAUUGCGAUAUCAAGAGCUCUGCUUCGGAAUCCGCGUUUAUUACUUUUGGAUGAGGCUACCAGUGCGUUGGAUACGCAGUCUGAGAGGGUUGUGCAGGAUGCUUUGAAUGAGGCUGCUUCACAUGGCGAUCGGAUUACUAUUGCUGUUGCGCAUCGACUUUCGACUAUUCGGCAUGCGGAUGUUAUAUGUGUCUUUGAUGGAGGGCGAAUUGCUGAGUCUGGGACUCAUGAGCAGUUGCUGGCUAGGGGUCGGCUUUAUCCUAAGAUGUGUGAGGCGCAGAAUUUGGGGACUUGA
Messenger RNA from Penicillium antarcticum, 3861 nucleotides. RefSeq names its product ABC transporter ATP-binding protein. Bases 1 to 3861 code for a protein of 1286 amino acids. Gene Ontology annotation, biological process: transmembrane transport. Gene Ontology annotation, molecular function: ABC-type transporter activity; ATP hydrolysis activity; ATP binding. The record is from RefSeq and is a predicted model, not a curated record. NCBI's taxonomy places the organism in Eukaryota, Fungi, Ascomycota, Eurotiomycetes, Eurotiales, Aspergillaceae. Gene Ontology annotation, cellular component: membrane. The transcript has 8 exons.